AUGCUUCAGUUGGAACCAGUCAUGGAUAGCAAGGCGGCUGGUGCCACACAGGAAGAGCCCUUCGCGGAGAAGAAAACAGAAAAAAAUAAUUCUUCAGACGAGGGGCAGAGGGGUGUGACGACAGUGUCGCACACAGGAUUCCUCGAAUCGCGACAGAAAGCUCUGUCUUCAUCGGAUCCCACUUCAAUAUCACCGUCACCAGCAAGAAAUCUUCAAACAAAUGGACAGGAGAUCGACCAGCCUAUAAACAGCAAUGCCGGUAAAGAACUUCCAGGGCUGCGACGAGGACAAUUGAAAGGGCGAACGAUGUCGGGUGACAACAAUUUGGAGAACGGGUCUUUUAAUCGGCGUUUGUCUCCAGGAGAAUUUGAUUCCGCAAAGCGAUUCCAAGGGUCUGUUCCCACUCAAAUCACGACAUCCAGAACUUUUGUUUCCCCAACGGAUGCCUCGAAUACCCAGAGGCCAUCCCGAGUGAACAUCACGCGAAAUGGCGUGGCACGAGGACUCGAAGAGACCUCUGUGAACCCGCAACGACAGGACAGCGUUGCCACGCAAUCAGCCUCACGUGAAUCCCCCGAAACGACAGAUGGUUCAGGGACUCCGCAUCGGCACCGUGUGUUCGUUGACCAAGCCUCUGCUAGAAACACCGAAAAUCGGCCAGGAUGGCGGUCCUUCUGUUCAACGGUGUCUACGCCCCGUUCCUCUCUUGGGGCGGCCCACCCUGGGACACCACGAACCCCCUAUACAAGGUCUCCUAUACGGCCAAGAGAUUCUGACGCCAGGCCAAGACAACCUGAAGCUGUCGUAACACCAAAUAAAGUCAUUUUCAGACUGCAUGACUCCAAGGACGACCUCACAGGCCCCACAUCAGUUGUUACAACAAAAAGUGAAGUGAUACCGUCAGGUGUUUCCUGGCCCAGUGAGGGAAUAUCUCAGCGGGGCUCGGAACACCCUCAGCGAAACGAGUUACAGCCUGCUGAAACAGAGUUGAAGGUCCGCAUGCUGUUCUCUAUUGCCCCUGACGAAAACAAUGCUGUAAUGGAGGGGGGAAAAACCGUUGAAGCGCCACUUGCUUUGGAGCAGGUGCCGACCAACGUUGUCGAAAGCGAUCGACAACAGGCGGAAAAUGGUGCCAUCGGAUUUGAUACCUCUGCAUUAUUCCCUCGUCAUCAGGUGGGGUCUACUGAUACGGAGCCAAAUAUCCAGAACGACCCAACACAAGGUAAAACUUCACUGUCCAAUGAGAAUGGGAAACAUAAUUCUCUAAACUAUUCACGACAUGAACCUGGGCAGCAAGGGCCAGGGAUUGGUGCUCCGGUGGCCGUCACCGUAAACGAGUCAAACACCGGCAUCAAUUCUCGAACUUCUUUUGAGAGGGCGCAAGCACCGCAUCUUGUAUCAACCCCACGGAACUCUAUUGAUAUGAGUCGCCAGGUGGCAGCAGGGUCUCAAACACCGCGCACCCCCGGCGGGAGCUUACGCCUUCGUGUGCUCACUGUGGAAAUGGAGCACACGCCGAGGGGUGAAGCGGCACCAUCGUACCUUCCGCUGACGAGUGAAGAGGAUGCAAAGAGGACACCACGUCAGUCGCGCCGUGAAACACCUACACCGACGCAAGCGUCUUCAGAACUAACACUCCAUCUGCAAUUCUCUCUUGACAACGGGCUGAAUACGUUGGCGGCUGAUGAGAACUUGGCAGGAAAUCGGUAUGGAGUGGAUCGUAACUCGACUUCGAGGUCCUCUCUUGACGUAAGCCGCCGUCUGGCGAGUGGAUCCCGAAUUUCUGCCAGUCGACGGCCUAAACCGAAUGAAAUGAGUGCAACGCCUAAGGCUGAAGAAGCACCUUCUCGUAGCUGGCGCGCCACGGAUGGAACACCCAAAUCAACACCGCGUCAGUCUCUACAUGAUGCACCUGACACAAUGCGACGUCGAAGUGGGGCUAAGGUUGAGCCCAAGGUGCCUGAUCUUCACUUGUCUCAACUGAAGGAUGCAAAGAAAUCACUGGGCGCUACGGAGGAUGUGACAAAGAUGCCAUUAAAUUUAUUGGACCAAAGAAUGUCUGGAAAGCCACGUGUGGAUGCAGAUUCUCACGAGUCGUCCGAUCUCCAAAGCUCAGCCAGCCGAUUCAGUAAGCCAGCCGUGGUUGGUGGAACACCAAGGAGUGAAGAAGCACCUUCUCGCCGCUUACGUGCAAGCGAAGGAGCAUUGAAGUCAACACCGCGCCAGUCAGUACAGGAUACACUUGACGCAAUACGGCGCCGCAGUGGGGCUAAGGUUGAGCCCAAGGUGCCUGAUCUUCACUUGUCUCAACUGAAGGAUGCAAGAAAAUCAGUGGGCGCUACGGAAGAAAAGGCAAGGACCCCACCACAUCCAGUGGACCAAACACUUUCUUGGAAACCACGUGUGAAUGCAGAUUCUCAUGAACCUUCAGAUCACCAAAGCUCAGCCAGCCGAUUGAGUAAGCCAGCCGCGGUUGGUGCAACACCAAAGCGUGAAGAAGCACCUCCUCACAGCUUACACGCACCCGAAGGAGCAUCGAAGUCGACGCCGAAAGUGCCAGACCAUAGCUCCUCCAGCGUUGGACCCAGCCACAGUACAAAUAACGCAGCUUCUUUGUCUUUGGCCCCAAGUAAAAUAAAGGAGACAACUGAAUCUCCUGGGAAGGAUGCCAAUCUGGAGAAAAAGGGUGUCACAAAUUUGUCGUGGUGGCCCUUGCGAUGUGUAUUUGACGGAGUGGAGAGAAAAUACCCUCCGUUACCUUCUCCAGAAACCAUGGUACAUUGUCUUUUGGGUUGCUGA
Molecule: messenger RNA, 2799 nt
Organism: Trypanosoma grayi
Lineage: Eukaryota; Euglenozoa; Kinetoplastea; Trypanosomatida; Trypanosomatidae
Exons: 1
Coding region: 1-2799 (932 amino acids)
Source: RefSeq, a predicted model, not a curated record